Molecule: messenger RNA, 3823 nt
Organism: Suillus paluster
Lineage: Eukaryota; Fungi; Basidiomycota; Agaricomycetes; Boletales; Suillaceae
Exons: 15
Coding region: 146-3823 (1225 amino acids)
Biological process (GO): proteolysis
Molecular function (GO): cysteine-type peptidase activity
Source: RefSeq, a predicted model, not a curated record
CACCUCAGGCAACACUUUUCGGUACCUAUAAAGGGUCUUACAGACCCGGUUACUAUGUUGUAAUUUUAGCUCCUUGCACCUACAGCGCCUCCUGCACUCGCAUUUGUAGGCUCUGUAGGCUCUGUCUGUCCAUUAGUAGGCUCCCAUGAUGUGCAGGGAGGAUCACUUGGUAGGCCGAGGAGGCGUCCUUGUUCUUAUCGCCAUGACUCUAAUGAACUCCUGCAAUACUCACAAAGCUCAAAUCGUAUCUUCUGGCCUUGGACAACACUUCGUGAGCCCUAGGAAAGCGAGAGAUAAGAGGAAGACUCAAGUCCUUGUCAAGCUGCCUGGCGCUGAGCUCAAGCGUCGUCGUUUACUUUCUCAAAUGCAACGACUCAUGGAUCCUACAUCCUCUAAACCAGGCCGUUCUCUUGGUACCACACUGGAGGGUCCCUCUGGUGAAGCAGACAAUAUAAAUCUAACCAACGACUUCGAUUUUGCAGGCGCUGAAGUUGAGACGGCACACGCAGUAUCUUCUGAUAGGCCCGCAGACUCGGAGACCAGUCCUUCCAAGCGGCGCACUCUUCCAGAUAAAUCAACGGGUACAUUAUAUGCUAACUGGAAAAAGCUCAUACCCACCCUCGUAGACCCGCAAUUGAAGUAUUAUGCGCGCACUCUUGGCCAAGCCCUGGAGACAACUCACAAUGUUAUCUCUGCGUGUGGCACUCUGUCAUGCGCUCAGAGAAGGACUAGUAUAUUGUGUCUAUUCUUUGAUAGAUUUAUAUCAAUUGAUGUACUAAGUUGUGAAUGUUCCAGCCUUCCGCAGGUCCUUCUUCAUCACGGGCUAUUCCCUACCGCACCUUCACAACCUCGUAUGGCGGUCUCCGUCGAUCUAUUGUCGUUUUAUCGAGCGUUAUUUGAGCGCUCUUGCGAUGCCAUCAACGCUCUCGCAUCCGCGCUCAAAACUCACUAUUUGUGCCGAGGGUUUCAAGUGACCGACUCACACGGUGACAUUGUGCAGGAACCUUUUUGUCGUGGUUUAGGUUAUGCCGUACAGUGGUAUGAUGUCCUCCAGGUCGAAAUCGAGCGCCAGGUUGAUGCAGUUCUCAAACAAAGUCGAGAUCUUGUGGCCGGUCUUCAAUCACCUCAACCACUCGCCUUAGCGCAUGCAGAACAUUCAGCUGAAAUUGGCUUACACCAUGCGUGUUUUGGUGGCGCGCUGUUUGGAAGACCCGUUGACCAAGGUGGCGACAUACAUGUUGCUACUGACGGGAAUUUUCAUCAUCGCCACCGCCGAUCUGCCGGCGACUGUCCUCCCUUUUAUGAGCCCACCUACUUCCUUCCUAAAGGGUUCGUUGACGCGGUUGGGCGCAGAAUUCACACACAACGUAAGCGACCUGCGAAGGUACACACACCCCUUGUCCCUGACAAGGCCAUCGACUUGUGUGAGAACGCAUAUGAAGCUGCUGACGGAAAGAAGCAAAAAGCGGCGAUGGACAGCUUUGAUGACACGGGAUUGAUGGCCCUGAUUUGCCGUCACGACAUCCCACUUUUUUUUGUUAAUAUUGAUUCCCCGGGCGAGCAACAGAAGUAUCCGAUUGCGCUGAUCGAAAAUUUGUUCACAUUGCUCCCUCCUCAAGCAACAGUGGUGACGCUCUAUGACGUCGGAUGUGUUCUUGCGCGGACCCUUUCAAAAUUCGAGAUCCUCCCCAAGGAUACCUUAUCACGUCUGCGCUUCAUGACCACGGCGAUGCACGCCUAUGGUCACGAAUGGGCAUGUCAGUUGGCGUACAAUCCUCGUGUCGAAAGGUCGUCAUCACGUCAGCGUCGUAUCUGGUUAAUCGACCGUCAAGCAACUGCGAUAGGAUCGGAAAUGAAAUCAGACCUGGGGGACUGGCUUAAACGCUGUCUCAAGCGGGGUGUCAAGGACCAGGGUUCUGCGGCGCUGGAUGUCAUCAACCGUUCCGAAACAUCUGUGGAGGACCUACAAGCUCAGUGGGCUGACCAGCGGCAAUCCCAACUCUCAAUUCGUGCGCACGCCCCCACCCGUCUGAAGAAAGAACUAGAUACCGUCCUUACUUUACAGGCCGAUCUGGAUGUCUCGGAUCGAGCCUUGCAGGCCACCAAGACUAUGCUGGAGAAGGAGGCAGCAUCGGAUGACACUCUCGAUGUCCUCGAGAGCCUACAGAGGGGCCAUGAUCGUCUCAUGACGAAAGUUGAAGCGUUGUAUGCUUCACUUAACGUCAAUGACAGGUUUCCCGAGCUCGACGGCAUCAAUCUCAACUUUGUUCAUGUCCUUCUCAUGGCACGCGAUCUCAAGAUGAAUAUCCGAAAGUGUGCAAUCACUAGUUUUUUCGAAUGGGACAAAUUGGAUCGUGCAGUAGGCGGAUCGCACCAAACAUUAGCCAAGUGUCAACCUGCGCUUAUGAUGGCAAUCCGAAAGUUUAACUCUUACUGCGAACGGUUGGAGUCACUGUAUGAUCCUACUUGGACUAUUCCCCUCCCUACCCCCCUUCCAACAAAAUUAGCUGAACUACGUGGUGACCAGACAUUAAUGCAGGAUGUCUGGGUCACGCCGUCAAUGGGAGAUGUGCCUUGCUGGUUGGAAGACGCGGACAUCAGGGACGGAAUUCGUGCCCUUCUCAAACGUGACCGGUGCCAGGAGGAGCAAAAACGCUUAGGCAUGGAGGCUGACAAUUUGUGCCGCUUCUUCGGAGAAGAGCUAACUGCACUGGAGCUCUCACUCCGAUUGCCCAAAAAUAAGCGCUUUCGUGUUCCAUUGCAACAACAGCACUCACAUUUUAUCCGCCUUCAGACGCGAUGGUCAAACUCGCUUGCACCAUCGGCUCGGUUCACAAGCCGUGCAAAAGAGGCGCUAGACCGCGCUAUAGCCUACUCUGGAGAUCCUCAAGAUACUGUUCUUAAUUUGGCUAGCAUAACAGUGCAGGACCCUGCUCCAGAAGAUGAACCAGUUGUCCCUGAGGUGGAUGACUUGGACUCGCAGCAGCUUGAGCCUGAGCAAGCUGCGCUUGCAGACAUCCUGGAGGGUGAUGUUGCCGGAGCGGAGUUUGAUGAAGAUCAGAACUUAAUGUCCAAUAUGUGCGCUGACAUUGUGUGGGAUUCCCCAGAGGGUCUCCUGAUUGAUGAUUUCCGCGCCCCAUCUCAAGAUUCGCAUGUCAUUGUGGCUGGACAGGUAGCGACACGAGUACGACCGUCGAUGGGUGGAUUCCCCCAACAAGUUUUUGAGCCGAGAGACAUCUCAUUUCUUGCUUCUCCGACAGCGUACCUGAACGAUGUUUGUAUCAACGGCUGUGCCAUGCUUCUGCAGAUAGAUAUCCCUAACCCCAUUGUAGCUAUCUUCUCCACGCACGAUCUUCCUCGCAUUCGCUACAAUGCAGCCGAUGAUAUCCUUUGGCGCAAUACAUCCUGGACACGCUAUUGGGAGAAAGAUGUGUGGAUUAUCCCAAUUCAUAGGCCAGCUAGUGUUGGCCAUUGGGUUGCUUGUGUUAUUUACUUGUCGAGAAAAGAAAUCCAUCUCUUUGAUAGUCUCGCUGAACGAAAACCGUGGAAACACGACUUGAAAGACAUCAUGAAACUUGUUUGUCGGCUUCUGGUAGUCGCACAUCAACGAGACAAGCAGGUACAUAUCGAUCUGGAUGGAUGGGUGGCUCGGCCAUUGACCGUCAAACCACUCCAGACUAACGGAUAUGACUGCGGAGUAUGGAUAUUAGCAGCCAUGAUUGCUGUCCUAUGUGGACGACACAUUACGCGACUACAAGAGGAGGAAAUGAGCGACUUGAGAUAUUACCUACGUGCUCGUGUACUUUCUAUACCUGCCUUCUAG